This is a messenger RNA of Trifolium pratense (red clover), 2175 nucleotides long. Its product is annotated as LEC14B homolog. Gene Ontology annotation, biological process: proteasome-mediated ubiquitin-dependent protein catabolic process. NCBI's taxonomy places the organism in Eukaryota, Viridiplantae, Streptophyta, Magnoliopsida, Fabales, Fabaceae. The coding region runs from base 284 to 1723 and encodes 479 amino acids. Gene Ontology annotation, cellular component: Cul4-RING E3 ubiquitin ligase complex. The record is from RefSeq and is a predicted model, not a curated record. The transcript has 10 exons. Gene Ontology annotation, molecular function: protein binding.
UGCAUCAAUCUGCUCCACGUGUAUACUUUAUGCCAAAUGAGAACAUCGUAUCCAAGCAAAGAAAACCAGACAUAGCAGCAGCAUAGGAAGAGAAGAUUUGACAAAUCUAAUCAUCGACAGACACUGUUCCAAUGUUCAUUCCUUAAAUUCAUCACACACACUCUGACAAAACACAACACUCACAAACAUGGUGGAUGAAACCAGAAGCAAUUGAAUCAAGAUUCUUUGUCUCUUCAUAUUCCAAUCACAGGGUAUAGAAAGAUUUAGUGACAAGGUAAAAAUUAUGAGUCAGUUGAACAAAGAUAUAAGUGAUUGUAUGAAUGAUGGUAGUGGCAGUAGUAAUAAUGAAUCAAGUGCAAGUGGAAAGGAUGGAGAAGGGACAAGUUAUCUUGUUCAUGAAGUUGCACAGAUGACAAAACUUAGGUCAAGUCCACAUGAGAAUUUGAGUCGCGUUUUUCCUGGUAGGAUGAAAUUACCUGCAUCAACUUUAAGAAUGUUAGUAGGGAGAGAAUGUAAUUAUUCUGGAAGAGGGAAAUUUUCAGCAGCAGAUGGAUGUCACGUGUUAAGCCGAUAUUUGCCUACUAAAGGUCCUUGGAUUGUGGACCGGAUGGGAAGUCGCGCUUAUGUUUCGCAGUUUUCCGAUGAUGGUUCUCUUUUUGUAGCUGGAUUUCAGGGAAGCCACAUCAGGAUCUAUGAUGUUGAAAAGGAUUGGAAAAUUAAGAAAGACAUCUCUGCUAGAAACUUACGGUGGACAAUUACUGAUACAUCUCUCUCACCCGAUCGACAAUAUCUUGUUUAUGCUAGUAUGUCACCAAUUAUCCAUAUUGUCAAUGCAGGAUCGGCUACAACAGAGUCCGUAGCAAAUGUGACAGAAGUUCAUUAUGGAUUGAAUUUCUCUUCUGACAAUGAUGGUGAUGAAUUUGGGAUUUUCUCUAUCAAAUUUUCAACGGAUGGGCGAGAGCUUGUGUCUGGAACUAGUGAUAGUUCGAUAUGUGUGUAUGAUCUCGGAGCGGAUAAGCUUAGCCUUAGAAUCCCUGCUCACCUGUCUGAUGUUAACACUGUCUGCUUUGCCGAUGAAUCUGGUCAUCUCAUAUACUCCGGAAGUGAUGAUAGUUUCUGCAAGGUGUGGGAUAGGCGUUGCUUUGUCUCGAAAGGACAACCAGCUGGUAUCCUGAUGGGACAUUUAGAAGGCAUUACGUUCAUUAAUAGUCGUGGUGAUGGCCGCUAUUUAAUUUCUAAUGGAAAAGAUCAAACUACCAAAUUAUGGGACAUAAGGAAGAUGUCUUCUAAUGCCGUGAAUAUGGGACUUGGAGAUGACGAGUGGGACUAUCGGUGGAUGGACUAUCCUAAAUAUGCAAGAAAUUUAAGGCAUUCCCAUGACCAGUCAUUGGCAACAUAUCAAGGCCACUCAGUGUUGCGAACUCUAGUUCGAUGUUAUUUCUCACCAUCAUAUAGCACUGGUCAAAAAUACAUUUACACCGGAUCUAGCGAUGCUUCUGUCUACAUAUAUGAUCUGGUGAGUGGAGAACAAGUUGCAAAACUUGAUCAUCAUGAAGCACCAGUAAGAGAUUGCAGUUGGCAUCCUAUGUAUCCAAUGUUGAUAUCAUCAUCAUGGGAUGGUGACAUUGUUAAGUGGGAAUUUCCUGGAAAUGGCCAACCACCUGCUCCUCCUCCAACUAGAAGAUUAGGUGGAAGUCGUAUUAGAGGUUUGUAUUAUAUGUAGUUACUUCAUGUUCUUUGUACAUACAUAUCUACUAUCUCGGAUUUGGAUUGGCUGUCGUAGAGAAAUAAUGUGGUUUCACGCUGUUUCGAAUCCCGACCGUCAAUUUAUGACCGGAUGUCUCAGAUUAAAUACAGAAAAAACAAUACUAAAAAAAUCUCAUCCGUCAGAUCGUAAUCAGACGGUUCAGAAUUCAUAUACAUUAUUGCGUCACGCAGUAACUCCACCAAAUCUGAUUCCCAACUAUCUCUCUGGAUACAUAUAUAUAUAUAUAUAUAUUUAGGUAGCUAGAUUUACAUAAUUAUUAUGCAUUUUUCUUUUUUACAAAUAUUUGUUACAUUUAAUUAUAUCUUGUUUUUGUAUGCUUUGUAGGCAUAUCUUGGAUGAGGAACAUGUAUCGUUAGAUUAAGUUUUGUAUAUUAAUUAUUGUUAUUAGAUUCUCAAAUUAAAUUAAA